AUGCCCGAAUACACCAAGAUGAAGAACGCCGAUCUUGAGGCGCUACUCAAGGAACGCGGCCUUCCUACCGGCGGAAAGAAGGCGGAUAUGGUGGAUCGUCUCACCAAAGACGAUGACAAAAAGCCUGCAGGCGAGGAUGAGAUUGACUGGGAUGACGAGGUCGACGAUGCAACUGCAGAAGCCGCCAAGGCUGCGCCUGCUACAUCAGAAGAUAAGACCGAGACUACUACUACACACGAAGCAACAGUCGAGAAAGCUGGAGGUGAAGGCCAGGCGCUCAACCCACAAGCUGUUCCUAACCAAAUCGCGGACAUCGAUCCUGCUCAGACCGAUGACUUGACAGUACAGCCACCUGUCGAGGGCGAGAAGGAGGGAAGCGCCGAUGUCCAGGCGGAGGAGAAGACAGAGGAGAAAAAGGAACCUGCUCCCGACUACUCACGAGGCCUCGCAGCCACGAAGCUGGAUGAGGAAAUCGAGAAGCGCAAGAAGCGCGCGCUGAAGUUUGGCACCAAGUUUGAAGACGACGAAGGCCUCAAGAAGUUGGAGCGUGCUAAGAAAUUUGGAGAGAGUGCACCUCCCAAGGGCCUCGAUGAAGCACUACCAGAGCGCGAGCGCAACCAAAAGCGCAGGCGAGAAGACGCUGAAGACACUAGCGAAAACAAACGCCGUAGCCAGGGCAGAUUCGAAGGACGCGGCGGUCGCAGUGGACGUGGUAGGCGAGACAAUCGCGAUAGCCGUGAGAGCCAUGACACUCGCGACACUCGCAACAGCCGCAACAACCGUGGAGAUGAUCGAAGCUCUCGCCGGGAAGAUGGUGGCAGACCGGCAAGCGGCUAUAGCGAGAAGGACAAGGCCGCGGCGGAGGCGAGGAAGGCUCGGUUCGCCCCUAAGCCUGCAGCUUGA
Molecule: messenger RNA, 903 nt
Organism: Dothidotthia symphoricarpi CBS 119687
Lineage: Eukaryota; Fungi; Ascomycota; Dothideomycetes; Pleosporales; Dothidotthiaceae
Exons: 1
Coding region: 1-903 (300 amino acids)
Biological process (GO): poly(A)+ mRNA export from nucleus
Cellular component (GO): nucleus
Source: RefSeq, a predicted model, not a curated record